AUCCGCAAUUGGCAAUGGUUGAGGCCGUGUGUAUCACGUGGUUCACUCUAGAGUACAUACUUAGGUUUAGCGCCUCGCCGGACAAGUGGAAGUUCUUUAAGGGCGGCCUUAACAUAAUCGAUCUAUUGGCAAUACUCCCAUACUUUGUCUCGUUAUUUCUAUUGGAAACGAAUAAGAAUGCAACGGACCAGUUCCAGGAUGUGCGUCGGGUGGUGCAGGUCUUUCGCAUCAUGCGCAUCCUGCGAAUCCUUAAGCUGGCCCGUCACUCAACGGGCCUGCAGUCGCUAGGCUUUACGCUGCGUAACUCAUAUAAGGAACUCGGUCUACUAAUGCUGUUCCUGGCCAUGGGCGUUCUCAUAUUUUCUUCGCUGGCAUAUUUUGCCGAAAAGGAUGAAAAGGAUACAAAAUUCGUUUCAAUACCGGAAACAUUUUGGUGGGCGGGUAUUACAAUGACAACUGUUGGCUACGGGGACAUCUAUCCCACAACUGCACUGGGAAAGGUUAUUGGUACUGUGUGUUGCAUAUGCGGUGUUCUGGUAAUCGCUUUGCCUAUUCCCAUCAUCGUUAACAAUUUUGCUGAAUUUUAUAAGAAUCAGAUGCGACGCGAAAAGGCCCUCAAGCGGCGCGAGGCUCUCGAUCGUGCCAAACGCGAGGGCAGCAUUGUCUCCUUCCAUCAUAUCAAUCUGAAAGACGCCUUCGCCAAGUCCAUGGAUCUCAUCGAUGUGAUUGUCGACACAGAAAAGCGCGAGAGUCACACACGAUCACUCAAAAAUUGGCACCGUUUAACCCACGCGCUCCGCCGAUCGCCCACAGGCCACAAUCUUUCGCAAACGGACGGGAACAGCACCGAGGGCGAGUCUACCAGCGGACGGAAUCCGGCGACCACCGGAACCGGAUGCUACAAGAAUUACGACCACGUAGCCAACUUGCGCAACUCCAACCUGCAUCACCGUCGCGGUUCCAGCUCCGAACAGGAUGCUGUGCCGCCGUACAGCUUCGACAAUCCCAACGCCCGCCAGACCUCGAUGAUGGCCAUGGAGUCCUAUCGAAGGGAGCAGCAAGCCUUGCUGCAGCAGCAGCAGCAGCAGCAGCAACAACAGCAACAACAGCAGCAGCAACAGAUGCUGCAAAUGCAACAGAUGCCACAGAAGCCGAGCAAUGGAACCGGAACCGGAAGCGGAGUGGCCAACAACCUGGCCAUGGUGGCGGCCUCGAGUGCGGCUACCGCUGUGGCCACCGCCAGUGGCAGCAACUCCGCAGCUCCAGGAGCUGGAGCAGAGGGUGGUGUCGAAGGCGAAGGGGAUGAGGACAACCUGUCACAGGCAAAGGGCCUGCCCAUCCAGAUGAUGAUUACGCCCGGGAUUUUACGGGGACGCAGUAAGGAGGAAGUGGCCGAGCUGCGUCGCCAGGUCGCCCUGGAGAACCUCCAGAAUCAGAGAAUGGACAACCUGGAGCAGGAUGUGCCCGUGGAAUUCGAAUGCUGCUUCUGCACGACCAAGGACUUCAAGGAGUACACCGAUGCGGAGGGCGUCAUCUCGCUUCCAACUUCCGACUUCCACAAGCCGAUCUGUCUCGAGAUGCGACUGGCGGCGGCGAAUCGGCAGGCGGGCGCCUUCGGCCUCCUGGCUCCGCCUCCGUCAGGUCCAGCUGCCGCUUUCCAAGGACCUCUACUGGCACUGCCACCCCCUCCGCCGCCACCACCACCCGCAGCCCUGCUGCCCGCCAUCUCGCAGUCGUCGUCCACGUCGUCGUCGUAUGGAACCACAACUUCCACCACCAUUGCCCUGCCCCUCGACGCCGCAUCCAUGAGAUACGGAGCCUCCAUCUGCAGUUCGUCCAACUUCAAUCACAACUUCAACAACAACUUCAACACCACCACGGUGGGUGGAGGUAACGGGGCGAUGCUCCUCUUCGGGGGCAAUUUCGGAGGCAACUUCGGUGGCAACUACGGCGGCAACUACGGCAACAACGGGAACAACAACAACAACGCCGAUCUGGCCAGUGUUGACAGCUCGGACACAUAUGCGAGUUGCCAGACUCAUCCGUUCCUCUCCCAGGGCGACCUAACGGCGGACUUUAACGACGAAGCCUGCGCCCUGGACAUCGACAUGGACAACCUGUACAUAAAUCCGCUGGAGCGGGAGCACCAGCACCACCACCAGGCCAUCAGCAGCUCCACAGGAUUCAUUGUGGGCCUGCCUAGCACCCAGUCGGCGACGGGCGGAAUACGGACGCAGGUGAAGAAGAGCGCCUCCGGGGACACGGCGCUCCGGAACUUGGCCGCCGGCGGUGGUGGUGCCACCUCACCACUGGACGAUGUCUACCAAAGCUUCGAUGUCCAGGAGCGGGGCAGUCGGGUCAGCCUGAACGAGAACUCAGUGCCAAAGCACCGCAAGACGCGGUUCCAGCAGAGCUUCACCCAGGUCCUCCGGCCGAGUGUCGGGAUGCGACCACGUGCCCGUUUCGAGGACACCAAGCUGGACGACGAGGCCCUGGGCCGUCUGGAAGCUGUAGCCUCGGGAAGUCCAGCCGCGUCUGGAUCCUCUUCCGGAUCCGGACUGAAGAAGAAGCGCUCGGUUUUCAUGCCGGGCAAAAGCUUAGCCACUGCCACCAAACUGAUCAACCAGCAUUUGUUUGGCAUUCAGAACGUGGGCGCCAAAGCCAAGUUCGAGAGCAAGCAUUCCUCAUCGAUAGACUCGAUUGAUGCCUCGCCCAAUCUGGAGCAUCACCGGCGCUCCAAGUCGAUCCUGAAAAACAAGUCUGAUGUCUCGCGCGUCCUGUCCGAUCCGGAGAGCGAACGCCUCCUGGCGGACAACAUGUCCGGCUCCGGCGUCUCCGACAAUGGCACCGUAAUGGGCGAAUCCGGCAGCGAUUACUCACCGAAUAAAUUACCUCAUUCAGUUUUAGCUAAGUCUAUAUCCCCACCACCCCUCAGGCACCGCACUCUAAUGCACCAGCGCUCAGGACCAGCGACCUUGCAAUCGAAGCCCACAAAGUUCCAGACACCGCGCUAUCCCGAGGAGCAGGCUCUGCGCCAAGUGAAGCCUCUGCUCUCCCGAGGAGCUCCGACUCCAUCCACGUCCGCCUCUGCAUCCGCAUCUGCGGAUGGUGGGCAACCGACAAGGGACAGUAGUCUGGACUCGGAGACGACCUUCACAUCGCCAGUGAGCAGUCGACCCGUCGAAGAUCCUUCCGCAGGGGCUGGCCAAGGAACCCAGGACGAUGCCCAGGACGAGGAGGUCGAGGCCGAGGAAAACGACGAGCAGAGGGCCCUGUUGCAGAAGGGCGACGGAAAGGACAAGGACGGGGGGGAUGGGAAGGGAAGGGAUAGUGCCGGGACCGAGGCCACGUAGCAAUAAGGACACACACAUACACACAGACACUCAGAGUCUCACACACAGAGCGCCAAGUAGUUAAAAUAUAUAUGUAAAGAUAUAUAGAGACCUAUUCCAAGGAAAUCCACACAAAAACACAAACAAACAAAAGGGAAAACUCAAAGUGAUAGCAAAGUUAGCAAACAUGGAAUGUGAAUUAUAUAAAAGCAAUGAACAGUAUCCUAGUCUAGGGCAGAAAGGAUAGGAUGUGAAGGAUCCUCGUGGCGGAGAAUGCAAUCUGCAUAUUUUUACUAAAAAAAAAGAAAGUGCAACCCAAGUGCAGCCGCGCAAGUCGUACAAAAUAAUGAAAGACGGAAAACAUGAGAGUCGAGAACCGAAAAUCAGAGCCAGCGUAUAAUAUUAUUAUUAUAAUACUAUGAAAUCUCAAAUCUAUAUGUAUAUGCUAAAUUGGCGAAAUGUGUAAAUAGCAGAGCCCUAUCCACUCUUGUACAGAGCAACCUUUAUUUACAGCCUUCAGAACACAGCUAACUCAAAAAAUAUAUAGACGAAACGAAAUCACCAGAAAAGCCUAAAUAGCAACAAAGAAAUAUUCAUAUUUUGAAUGCCACUUAUAAAUAUAUACAUACAAUAUAUAUAGAGUAUACACGCAUCGCAAUUGCAACUCGCAUAUUUACACAUUAUAUAUACAAUCUAUAUGGGUCGCAUACGGAAUAUAUAUAGCUCGAACUAUUUUUCAAAAACACGCGCUGAGAACACCGCCACACCCACAGAUCGGAUAGAUAUAUAGUCGAGGAAAGGGACAUAUAACAUAUACAUAUAGCCAUGCAUAUAUCUGUAUGUAAAAUCGCUCGUUCGCGAAUCGUUAACAAAAAAAAAAAAACAAGAAAAACCAAAAAUUCAUAAUGUCAAAAAGUAGUUGAAAAUCGUUGGAUUGAACCAGUUCGUUUCUAUAUCUAUAAGUAUAUGUAUGUGCGUGUGAGUAGGACCUAGGGCUUACCGAUAGAGCUUGGCUUGGCUUAUCCUCCCCCACCCCCACCUGAUUUAAUGGCUAGAUAUAUAGAGAUACGGAUGGUGAGUUUCAGGCUAUAGAAAUGUUAGGGAGUAAAUGCAAAAGUAGGUGUUGUUAUUUAUUAUGUAUCCAGUACAAGGUGUUUCACAACUUUUCAUUCAAUUUCUUUCCAUGAUUUUCGAAGUUUAUAGAUACUUUUCAGAUUUUUGUACUGGAACAAAUACUGUUUGUUAGCUACUGAGCGUGUAUGUGUGAAAGUUAGUUAGUUGAGUUAGUUAGUUAGUUGAUUCGAUGCUUAGUUCCCUAGUUUAGUUCCCCGUUUUCCGAAUACGUAAGCAAUAAAAUUGAAAGCAGAGCGGUUUUUAGUCAAUUAUUGCAACCCAAAGUUGUUUCUCCACAUUCCAUUCUCUCAGUGUAUGCGUAGGUGUCCUGCCAGCCUAUGUUCGGUUAAUCCUGUUCAGUUGCCAUUGCCAUUGCCGUUGCCAGGAUGUGAGCUUAGCCUCUUAGAAACAUAUCAGCAAAGGUAAUUCAAACAAACACUCACUCGACACCAGGAAGACUCACACAGACACACCAACACAUGCACUGUAAAGAACACACACCGACAAACCCUCACCCACACACACACACACACUAAUUUUAUUACGAGACUUUAGUAAAGUGUCUCAUCGUCCGCUUUUCAAAUCGAUAAGAACACAAACAUUAUAUAAAAAAGAAAAGGGUAAACAAAAAACAAAAAACAAAAAGCAAAAACAUUACUCGAUAACUAAUGUUAAAGCCAAGAACUCAAAGUAAUAUAGUUAAACAAUUUUUAGAAAUAUGUGUACGUAUUAACAAAUGCUUGAUGCAUCCAAACAUUUUGUAAGCAAUUCAUUUAGGAUUAUCUACACAAGAUUUUUGGUGAGCACACAGGCCACAUUCCGCCACUCCAUAAUUUUAAUUGUAACUUUUGUAAAUAUUGAUUUCAUAUACAGACUCUCGUAUAUACAUAUAUUGUGAACAAAGUCCGGCUAAGAGUGUCCUUCAGUUCUAUUAUUUUUCGAAUUUAUUUACGCCAGCUGCAAACGAAUUGAACUCGAAACUAAAAGCUAAUGAUUAAAAACUAAAAACUAACGACAGAUUUAUGUAAAACACACACGAAAAACAAACGCAAAUGUUAUUAAUAUUUAAAUUAUUUACCUAAAGAUAAACAAAAACAAACAUUUUAAUGUAGUCUGACGGCGACGACGAUUGUAAAUCAGAAAAUUUGAAUACCGGAAAUCGUUGAGAGCAUACAAAUUUAUUAAAGCGUAUUUAAAUCUAUAUGAGCGAAAGGUCAUGAAAAUAUAAAAUCAUUGAGUAAUA
Messenger RNA from Drosophila ananassae, 5688 nucleotides. RefSeq names its product nuclear pore complex protein DDB_G0274915. Gene Ontology annotation, molecular function: delayed rectifier potassium channel activity. The record is from RefSeq and is a predicted model, not a curated record. Gene Ontology annotation, cellular component: voltage-gated potassium channel complex; membrane. Gene Ontology annotation, biological process: potassium ion transmembrane transport. The transcript has 9 exons. The coding region runs from base 15 to 3353 and encodes 1112 amino acids. Lineage: Eukaryota; Metazoa; Arthropoda; Insecta; Diptera; Drosophilidae.